Molecule: messenger RNA, 1391 nt
Organism: Ostrinia furnacalis (Asian corn borer)
Lineage: Eukaryota; Metazoa; Arthropoda; Insecta; Lepidoptera; Crambidae
Exons: 1
Coding region: 492-1340 (282 amino acids)
Source: RefSeq, a predicted model, not a curated record
GUGACCUAUAAUAUUUGAAUACAUCUUCAAAUACCACCGCCUCGCGGCGCCACAGGCACGGACAUCGGGCGCGCUCGGCAUACCUCGCUCACCUUCGUGUUUCGGGCGUCAUCGGCGCUCAAUCGUGGAUCAUCGAUUUUCUCGAUUCACCAGACCGAUUUUGCUUUCCACGCAGAGAGGCCGCGCGCACGCUCCGUGAAAUCUAACUCGUAAUCUAGAAUUCCUAGUGCUCAACUGCUAUUUUCUUACUUCUUGCCUUAUAACUUUAACUUUUCUCUUCCUCUCUGCUUGCUAACUGUUUUCUAGUACUUUUACUUCCUACUACCUUGUUCUAUCUCUGUAAAAAUCUGUGUUCGAAAUAAUAACGUAAUUUAGUUGUUUCUAUCGGCGUUUAAUUUAAAUACCCUAAACGACCGUUAGGCUGAAGUUAGGUUCAGGUUAGGUACACACGGUCUAAUCUACCUACAGUGGUGACCCCGAUAUUGGACAAAAUGGAGAAGAACAGCGGUGAAAGGGAAAUUAGUGAGCUACCGACUUCGGAAGGAAGAAUAUCUUCGGAGCUGUGCAGGGUUGCAGUUCGCCUACCACCUUUUUGGCCAGAAGAACCGGCAUUAUGGUUUGCACAAUGUGAAGGUAAUUUCGUGCUUUCUAAUAUCACAAGUGACGUCACAAAAUUCUAUUACGUGGCUGCUCAGCUCGACCACACCUAUGCAGUUGAGGUUAAAGACAUCAUCAAAAAUCCUCCUGAGACAGGCAAAUAUGAAAAAUUAAAGACUGAGCUUAUUAAACGGUUGUCUGCAUCGCAAGAAAAAAAAGUAAAACGCUUACUUAUGCACGAGGACCUUGGCGAUAGAAAACCUUCACAGUUUUUAAGGCGAUUACAAGACCUAGCUGGCCCUUCAAUCCCCAACGAUUUUCUACAAACUAUAUGGUCAAGUCGUUUACCACAAAAUGUACAAACUAUUGUUGCUUCGCAGAAUGACUUACCUUUGGAAAAAUUAGCAGAUUUGGCGGACAAGGUACAUGAGAUCGCGCCUGCAACCCCGCAAGUGGCCAGCACGUCUACCGAAGCUUCAUCAUCAGAGUACCAGCUAAUGGCUAAGCAGAUAAGUGAACUGACCAGGCAAGUAGCUUCACUUACUAGUAGACUAGAGGGUAACUCACGAUCACGGUCUCGGUCUAGAUCAAAUUAUAAAGGCCGGCGUGGCAAUUCUCGGCCACGAGACCCACCAGCCGACCAUCCACAUUGUUGGUACCACUACACGCAUGGCUCUAAAGCAAAGAAGUGCGUUCAACCUUGCACAUAUUCAUCGGAAAACUCUCAAGGCAGCCGGAAAUAGCGGCCAACGACUGCCUACCACUUUCAGGCCGCCUGUUCGUUACUGACCGUU